This is a messenger RNA of Spirometra erinaceieuropaei, 6525 nucleotides long. NCBI's taxonomy places the organism in Eukaryota, Metazoa, Platyhelminthes, Cestoda, Diphyllobothriidea, Diphyllobothriidae. The record is from the annotation of a GenBank genome assembly.
AUGAGUCAAGAGCAGAAACUUAUCCAGCCAGAGACUAGCCUGGUAAAGUAUCGAAACCCCCAGCGCAUCGCCAAGAAGACAGAGGAUGGAAAGGCCAGUGAGGGAUUCGAUCCAAGGGCCGCAUGCAGAAUGCAAUCAACGGAGAGCAUCUUAUCGAGUAUAAUGCCACCACGGAGAAUAAAGAUAAAGGAUGAAAUAUUUAUUCAAGAGGUGUCGUCUUCACCAGCCUCCAGGAUUGAAGUUGUGCAGCUAACACGACUCCUUGACCAACAGCUUGAGGCACGAGGGGCUAAAAUGACUGGCAUCUGCCCAGUGCGGCGGGAGUUAUUUUCACAGGUAUAGUACUAGUAACCACCCGAAAAUGUAUUUUCCGCAAGCUGUAAAUACGUCAGUGUAUACCCAUAAUUAUGGAAGGGGAGAUUUUUACUAUGUUGAAAUGUAUAGUGGGAGUAAUCAUAACUUGCACUUAGGCGAUCAACGCAGUCGAUCAGGCUAACAAUGCCACCAUAGUGACCGCAAAUGAUUGAUGGAAGCGAAAUUAUGGUCGGUCUGACUAACAGUGCACCAUGAAAAUUUGCAGUCCAAGGACCAGAAACGUCCCGGAAACUUUGAUUAGUACUCGAAGAUGUUGUAUGCGAUUGGCUGAAUGAAUUCAUUAGACUAUGAUUUGUUAGAAUAGGUUAGAUAUGACUUCUCCACGCCUCUCGACGGCUGGGGUUUGUUAAAACGCCGAAAGGAGCACCUAACAAGUUUUCCAAUUAAAUAUUAGAGUUCACAAGCGACUUCUUCCAGUGUUUUCCUUACCAGGUUUGGCAGAACGAUAAGAGGUUUCAAGUAAACUAUCCAGCUCUCUACAAAAGCACUGACUGUAUUACAUUACGUAAUUGAAAAUCGAGGAGGUUAUUUGUUUAACCAUUCUAAUUAACCGUCGGUGUCAUUAUAAUAAUCAAGGCAUAGACCCGCAUCGGCAGGAGAAUAUUCAGUCGAAUACUGCACUGUGGAGUCUGAAUAAAAAGGUACGAUCCCACAGCAAUUUCUUUAUCAUCUUAGCGCUAUGAAACCAAACAUCCUUCCAUCAUCGGAGACAUGUAUGCAUACGGCCUGGCAAACUGCAGGAAUUAGUGCUCAAUGGCUAAUUAGUGCUUCAUUUGCGUGCCAAACCUAGUGUCCAGCUGAAUGCGAGGCCGUUAGCAUGUCCCACGACCUCGGCAUCCUCGAAGACCAUAAGUAUAUUUGCGAAACUUUCACAAGAGUACGCCGCAAAUAACGACGAGUUUACCAUCUUUCCUACCCGGUGUGAUGAACCGCGAUCAUUUUAAAUUAGUUUAUGAUCAUGACACAGUGCGCGUUGAAGAAAGUGCACCAGGUCCGGCAAACGACAUGGAAGUUUCGCCUCUGGACCGGGGUACACUGUCCUCAUUAUUUUACGUAGAAUUUUUGUCGCUGGCCCAUGUGCAAUCUCGAUCAGCAGACUUUGCUGACAACGUGCGACCAGAUGGGGCGCGCAGCAAAAAUAUGUUAACGGUAGGCAAAAUGAUUGUUGACCGCCUUGAUCCGCCUUUGGUCCUCGGUCAAAGCUCAUCUGUACCCGGAGGCGCUGAGCUCUGUCACUGUUCUUCUCUUCCCGCCGCAGCGAAAAUCACAUCCAUAUAACCAUAUUUUCAAGAUGGGCGACAACUAUUCUCUCAUCUUCGAGCAUGGCGGUAUUGGCUGCCCUCUUGAGAACAGUCGACUUCCGUGUCUUCUUGCCAUUCGGUUAUACAAUGACUUAGUGAAAUUGAAGGUGUUGCCUCGCCCAUCAUUUUUCGUGUGAAGAGAAUUUCCUGGGAGAUGAAAUUAAUGCUUAUUUGGAAAUGAUCACAAACGGCCAGUCCAAAUAUCGUCAUAAAAAUUCGGUUUAGAUCUUAGUUCUUAAAGGUCAACCUUGAUGAGGAAUUAAAGGGGGGAACUCACGUCCGACUCCCAUCUACAUUAACAUACGACGAACAUAGCGAAGGUAAGUGUUAAAAGACAAAGAUAAAGAAAAUCGGAAUGGUAAUUAGGGGUGCAUAUACCGUCGUUAGGCAGUCAUAACCAAACUGCAGGUGGGAAGUCACCAAGUCGACUACUCUACUAGUCAAACCAUGGAUUCACUUACUCUACCCUCUGUAAUCGGGCAUAUUUGGGAACGCAAAACCAUGGCGUUCAUUGAUUUAGAAUCAUUAUAGAACAUAUAAUGAGCAUCCCAUUCCAUCUUCGCACUUAAAUACAGAGUCACCCUAGGCGCUACCAUAACAAAAGGUCCCGAUGGAAGCGGAGAGGCGUGUUUCAGAAAGCUGUUUAGAAGACGGAGAUGCGAUCAGUGGAACAAGAAAUGCAUUGGCCUGACGUUUCGGAUUCUCACCCAAACUCAUCAUCUGACACAGUCGCAGAAUGCCCAUAAAAGCGACAAAUACGACGCAAGUAAUAAACUUCCGCAGAAACCGUCCGAUCAGUCACAAACACAUUUGAGUAAAGGAGCUAUACCGGCGCCUUGAGACGCAUUGCCGUGGAACGGAAGAUAAAAUUGCUGAAUUACAAUAUAUUCGACGGGUACUGAGAGCCAAUGGCUACCCGCGCAUUUCUGUCAACCAGUGCAUACACAAACAAAACCAGAGACCAAAUUCAAUCAGCCCUAAUUUUUGGCGAGCUUUUCCAUACGUGAGGAAAGUCUCGGAAGUUGUCCUUCGUCUUCUCACUCCCCUUUGCAUUGGGGUUGCACACUCGCUGGAGGCUACCGUCAGGCGCGAAGUUAUGAGGCCGAAAGACCCACUGCCACUGCAGGAAACGCUAGGAAUAGUUUACCGGAUCUGGUACAGUUUCGGGCAAAGCAACUACGUCGGAGAAAUUGGGAAAUUACUCUGGACACGAAUGGCCGAGCGCACAACAGCGGUGAGGCGGGGAGACGCUAGCUCUCAGGUGGCGGCACACUCGACGCGACCCGGCCACAUUCUGAGGUUUAAAGAGGCCGAAAUCCUCGCAAGGGUGACAACCGCGUGAGCCGCGAGCUGCUCAAGUCAUGGUUCUCAGGCCCGCAAUCCAUCAACAAGCACAAUGACCUCCCGGUACCAUAUUCCGUUCUGAGGUUUUCCCUGGGCAGGAGAAUCAGUCACGUGGGGAGGUUGCGGGCGAGCAAUUAUCCCAGCGACAGCCCAUUUUCCGAGCGAUCGUCACACCAACAUCCAACACGGAUGACGAAAUCAUGGCAAGUAAUGACUCGGACGCGGACUGACAAGUCACUAUCGCAUCAAUUACGACUCCCAUCGGUGAUCGUGAGUGCUGGUAAUUACAGUAUGCAUAUGGUCCCACGGCAGCCAUGUGCUAUAAAUACUGCACUCCUCGUGCCGGCCUAACCUUUAUCUGCGACUGUCUCUGAUGAUGGAUUCCAGUGAGAAUCCGAAACGUCUCGCCAAUAAAAUUCUUGUUCAAUCGAUCGCAUAGCGAAGAUUGCUAACAGUUAAAAGGUAUUCACCGCGAAGACAACCGAUUAUUUGACCGAACACUUUCUGCAAAUAUUCCAUAAUCAGAUAGUCAACAUGACCUCAAUCCCCGCCGGAAGUGCAUGGUAUUUUAACCGAGUCAAGCCGGACAGUGAGACUAAACCCUUGUCACUAGAACAACGCCUCCAUUAUCUUUCGUGUGCAUUUAGAAUAUUUAGUCCUGUGAAGCGAAUUCUAUAUGAGAUGUCCGUUUUUCCCCUAUGCUGUCAACAUCCUGAAUUCUAGAUUGCGUAUUGAAGGUCAAACGAGACCGUUGCAUAUCAUCGGGUUCACCACUCCCUCACGUCAGCUGAAGCGUCAAGGACAGAUUUCCCAAAAGGAAGUAAAAGGUAGAAAAGGAGAUGGCUGAUUACGUGGGUAGUGAGGACAAUGCCUUCAGAAGCACAGUGUUAGCAGUCAAAAACGAUGAAAUCGCAAUGAUUGAGAUUCGAAAGAUAAGGCGGAUACUACGACCCUACGUUGAAGGACUCUCGGUUGCGCCCGUUGCAGCAUGAAAUCCUGAUAGGCUUGCAAACGCCAUUUUCAAAUAACGCUGCAUCUCCCGAUCUUGGACAAAUUACUUCAAUCCCCAUAUUUCAAGUGGAUGGAUUUGACUUAAGUGCCCGUUGAUCAUUUAACUCGUACUCAAACCUUGUAUGCGCCGGACUCUCGACCUUGCAUGUCUCUGUGCAACAAUAUCAAUCCUUGUAGGACGGUGGAAGAUGACAAACCACCAAUUGGCAGGGUGAUGGGAGAGAGGUUAGAGUAGGUACAGAAAUGCCAAACAAGGAGGAGGACGUAAUAUGAUCUAUUUCUGAAGUCAAGGGCAGGGAGGGGUGUCAGUCGUGUUUGUUUGUGCUUUGCCCCUCGUUACGCUGAAAGGUAGGAUCUGAUAAUACUUGUAAAUUCUCUGCUCUGUUUUUUACCUCUUCAUGUCUUAAAUAUAUGUUGCCGAUCCUUUGGCAAAGAGAUUGGAGCAGAAGAAAAGGUUUUAAGUGUUGUAAUGGAUUUUGAAUUGUUAUGCUACAGGUGCAUCAGUGAUUCUGAUGUGGAAGAUUGGACGAAGACUCCCCUUAUAAAUUAGUGCUGGAUAAGGACUUCUUGGCUUCCAGACAUAAAGAGAUCCAUAAGGUAACGGUCUGUGUCCGUUUAAUAGGUGUCCGAAUCCAAUUACAAUAAAUCAGGCGGAGAAUUAAGUUCUGAUUGAGAGAGAGUCAUGUCUUGUCGAUUUCAACGAUGUCGUAUGAAGUACAUGAUCCCGACUGCCUCCGUAUUUCAGCGUUUUUUCAACUGACUAAACUUUAACGGUAAACUCGAGUGAAUGACCUCCACCGUUACCUAACCAUGCGACAAUGAGCUCCGGGGAAUCUGUAGGUCACAAGUUAAGCCUCAAGAAACAAAACAAUUCGGCCGGCUUUCAGAAAAACAGAUCAUACGCAACUGACAGUGCUUUUAAACUACUACUCUCACACGAAGCCUUGGUGACAUUUUCUGAGGGACGAUGUUGGUUCUCGAAGGGCCCUAUAAAUAUGGUUUAUCGGUUGCUAUUUUUUAGACUCUAUGGGCAAACUCUUUGAUGAGAAGUGACUUACAGGCGAAUAAGCCGGCGCUCCCGAGAAUCACGUCAUCUACUCGAGAGCGCUUCCCUGAUAUAUGUGUUCUUGGCUGUUUGUAUUAGUCUCAAUCAAGUACGGGUCUUUUCCGCUGCUUUCUUGCCAGGGAUUAAAUUGAACGGUGAUUAUGACACAACAACCCCUCCAGCGUGUACUUUGAUAUUACCACGUAGUGCUUACAGAGAUUGUGUCAUAUCCGGCGGACGUCCACUUAUUUCACAUACAGGCUUUGAUCCAAUCUGUAACGGGUCUGUCUGCAGGAAAAUGUCAGAAGGCGUUUUAUCGACUAUAAUCCUAUUUGCAUAUGUUGAUAACAGGAAGAGAAGAAGAAAAGACAAAAAAUCCGCCCAGAACUGUUUCUAAAGUACGGUUUUGAAUAAAUUGAUCCACAGAGUUACAAUUUCAAAUUCUGUCCUUGGAACAGGCCUAGAAAAACUUGUGUGUAAACCGGGGCGCGGAAAUUCUAGGCCGUGGCGAAGUACCGAACUCUUGCAUCAUAAUGUCUAGGACACUCCUGCCAAAUUCAAACGGUACCACUGUCAUUAAAUUCAGUCAGAUGAUGCAUGAGGCUCAUUUUAUGCAGUUAUUUUUGGAGAAAUUGCCUACUUUCCGAGGAAAUUUUAUAAAGCGGAUGGUAUCAUGAAUUGAAAGUAUUAUCAUUUUGAGAAAUGAAAUAUCAAUAGUGAUAAAAUCUUUAUUUUACAAACGAUGUUUGUAUGUGAAAUUAAAUAUGAUAGGUGGUAUUUUCAGUGCCAAAAGCAAUGUUUUUGCAGGAGCCUUGCUAACAACAGUGAAUACAAAAUGAACAAGUGCUGGGUUUCAUAUGAAAAUUUUCCUGCAUGCAUAUGAACAAAUACGAGUCAAUUCCCCACAAAUAUCGGUUUUUCGGACUAGCUGAUAUAUUUAUUAGUUACGAAAGUAUAAGUAAUGAUUUCAGCUAAUGUUUUUUUCAGUUUCCAUCUCUCCGCUAUAUGUGUUUCAGUUAUGUCUCAUCACAAACGCCACGCUGUUUUCAGGUUUUUGACGAACUCAUUCGACAGCUGACCAUCCACUGUGCUGAACGUGGCCUCCUUUUGUUGCGAGUCCGCAACGAGGUUGCCACAACAAUAGCAGCACUCCAAUCAAUCUACGCCUCGGGCGUGGUCUUUGGUCUGCAGAAGUCCCUGGCCCGGGAGGCGGAUCGUAACCGCCAGGAGAACCGAGUGGUGGAGCUGGAGAACGAGAUUGCACAGCUGAAGAAGCGCGUAAAGGUGGAGGCGCUUAAUUCGCGCGCACUGGAGGAGAAGGAGGCCAAUCGCCUGGCCGCCGCUACGCGGAGGGCUGAGGAAGAUGUGAAUUUUUUGCGGAAGGGCCACGAACAACUGAAGGCCCAACUGGAGGAUAUUCUCAACCAGUUUAAAAUAUCGGCAAUCUAG